UCUGCCUUUUGGGAAACUUCCAGGUUAAGAUGGCCACGGAAUAGCUGGAUAUGGCCAGACUCUCCUCACAACUGACCACAACAAAGCAUCUCAAAAGGACAAAAAUAAAAACUAGACAAGUGAAGGAGCUCUGCCAUAGGGAGCAGCCUUAAAGAAAAUAAUGGCUUUUGAGGAUGUGACUGUGGUUUUCACCCAAGAAGAAUGGGGGCAGUUAGACUCUGCUCAGAGGGACCUCUACAGAGAUGUGAUGCUGGAGAAUUAUGAGAACUUUCUCUCACUGGGAUUUCCAGUUCCUAAACCUGAUAUUAUCUCCCAACUGGAACGAAGAAAAGAGGCAUGGAUCCAAGAUAUUCAGAGCCCUGAGGAAAGGGAGUUCUCUAAAAAUGUUUAUAGAGGUUAUAAGAACAGACCUGAAAAUUACAAUUUGACUCUAAGGGAAAUUCCUCAAGAAAUUGAAUUACCUGAAAAAGAGGCAAAAAAACACCCAAAAGAUAUUACCCAAGACCCAGGCUUUAGAAGAAUCCUUAACCAGGAAGUUACCUUAAAGAAGCAGAUAAGAAAACAUAGAGGGAAGAAACAGAGUAAACCAGUUUCUCAGCAGAGGAUUCCCCAGCAAGUUUCCCUAAAGAAAAUCACUAGAAGAGAGAAAGGUCGAGAAUAUGAUUUUGGUAAAAACUCCAUUCAGAGUUCUAAUGUGGUCAUUCCUCAGAGAGCUGAAAGAAACCAUACAUGUACUAUAUGUGGUCAGAGUUUUUCCCAUCAUUUAACUUUAAUUCAACAUAGGAGAGUCCAUGGUGGCGAAAAGCCCUAUGAAUGUAUAGAAUGUGGGAAGUCAUUCAGUCGUAGUUCACAUCUUACUUUACAUCAGAGAAUUCAUACUGGGGAGAAACCCUAUAAGUGUAAUAAAUGUGGGAAAGCUUUUGGCACUAAUUCUGAUCUUGUUCGACAUGAAAGGAUUCAUACUGGAGAAAAACCAUAUAAGUGCAAUGAUUGUGGGAAAGCUUUUAGUCAGUCUUCAGUGUUUAUUCGGCAUCAGAGAAUUCAUACUGGAGUGAGUGCCUAUAAGUGUAAUGACUGUGGGAGAGCCUUAAGCAGUAAGUUAAGCCUUAUUGAACAUUGUAGAAUUCAUACUGGUGAAAAACCUUUUCAGUGUGAUGAAUGUGGAAAAGCCUUCACUCACUUCACAAGUUUAAUUUACCAUCAAAGAAUUCAUACUGGAGAAAAACCAUAUGAGUGUAAUGAAUGUAAAAAAGCCUUCAGUCGACAUUCAGUCCUUAUUCGACAUCAACGGGCUCAUACUGGAGAGAAACCAUUUAAGUGUAAUGAGUGUGGGAGUGCUUUCAGUAGAAGGUCAGUCCUUAAUGAACAUAAGAGAAUUCAUAGUGGAGAAAAGCCAUAUAAAUGUAAUGAAUGUGGAAAAUCUUUCAGUCGGAGCUCUACCCUUAUCCAACAUCAAACAGUUCAUAAUUCAGACAAACCUUACAAAUGUGACGAAUGUGGAAAAGGUUUUGGGUGCCGCUCACAUCUUACUGUACAUCAGAGAAUUCACAUUGGUACUAAGCCUUACAAAUGUAGUGAGUGUGGGAAAGCCUUUAGUCGGAGCUCCAUCCUUAACCAACAUCAGAGAAUUCAUACUGGAGAGAAAUUGUAUAAAUGUAAUGAGUGUGGGAAAGCCUUUAGUCGGAGUUCCAUCCUUAACCAACAUCAGAGAAUUCACACUGGAGAGAAACUUUAUAAAUGUAGUGAAUGUGGGAAAGCCUUCAAUCGGAGAUUCAGCCUUAUCCUACACCAGAGAAUUCAUUCUGGAGAGAAGCAGUGUACAUGUAAUAAGUGUGGAAAAGCCUUCAGUCGGAGAACCAAUCUUAUCCGGCAUCAGCAAAUUCAUACAGAAGAAGAGUCAUGA
This is a messenger RNA of Gracilinanus agilis (Agile Gracile Mouse Opossum), 1903 nucleotides long. Its product is annotated as zinc finger protein OZF-like. NCBI's taxonomy places the organism in Eukaryota, Metazoa, Chordata, Mammalia, Didelphimorphia, Didelphidae. The transcript has 5 exons. Gene Ontology annotation, biological process: regulation of transcription by RNA polymerase II. The record is from RefSeq and is a predicted model, not a curated record. Gene Ontology annotation, molecular function: RNA polymerase II cis-regulatory region sequence-specific DNA binding; DNA-binding transcription factor activity, RNA polymerase II-specific. The coding region runs from base 161 to 1903 and encodes 580 amino acids.